AUAUUGGAGAAUACGGAAUCUGGAUCCACACCUAUAGAACAGAAACAGAAGCUGUUGUAAAAGCUCGACAGGCCUGGUAGCAUCUACGAAGAGAAAAAGAUCAGAGUUGACGCUUCGGGUGACCCUUUCUUAGAACCUUAACCCUAAUUUCUCUUUACAGAUACUGCCAGACCUGCUGAGCUUUUCCAGCGAUUUACAGCGUCCGUAGCUCUUUCUGUUUUUAUCCAUACCUAUGUAGUAUUAGAUAGCGAGGAGCCUGUAUCUAUGUCUAUAGUAUACUGGAGAGUGAGGGAAUCUGUAUCCACAUCAGCAGGAUACUGGGUGAUAAAGCAAUAAAUGCAGUAGUCAGUUGAUGAUGGCCAUCUUUCAUACCCCAAAAGAAGCUUUUAGUGCCUUGCGUCCGAUUUGUGUUAAGAUAACAAAGGAACAAACUGUCAGCAACAUACAGUGCCUUCAGUCUCAGCUGCAGAAAGUCGGAGAUGCUGCAUUACAGGAAUUGCAGGAGUAUGUCUUGUUUCCACUAAGAUUUUCAUUGAGGACACCUGGACUGAAGCAAGAAAGAUUCGUCCAAAGUGUAGUGGAGUGCAUUUAUUUUGUAAUUUCUAGAACGUGUGUGCAGAAUCAGCAACAACUUUGUGACAUCUUCUCUGAACUUUCUCUUUGCUUGUCCUCACCGGGAAACCAUGGAAAGCUGGCCAUUAUCUCAGAGGAGCUUAAAAUGGCCGUUGUCCAAAGUUUCAUUGCCCUGCUUCAUUCAGCAUAUGGUGACAUUGUGCUAUGCCUGUACCAGCCACAUAUGCUUCCUACCCAAGGAUUUAUUAUUUCUCUGCUUUUAGACAUAGCCGAACAUGAAAAAUCAAGACAGCUUCAAAUCCUUGCCCUGAAGUGUUUGCUGGUCUUGACAUUACAGUGUGAUUGCCCAGAUAUGCACUGUUCUUUUGACAACAGUGGUCAUAUGCAAGUUGGAGAUGCAUUUGCAUCAUUUUUGCCAGGAAUCACUUUGGGAAUGUCACGCAUAAUUUCUGGAGAUGUUAAACAGGGUCACUUAGUAACAUCCUAUGCUAUCAAGGUUUGGUAUAAGCUGGUGGGCUUAGUCAUGGCCAAUGACCAAGUAUCCAAAAAUCAUCAUGACAAGAAAAAGCUGUUUGCAGAGGGCAGUAAGCUUGCUGAGCUUGUAAUCUGCAGGAAACCAGAAUGGGUGAAAAACACUGCAAACAAACUAGACAUAUUGUUACGAAAACUCUGCAGUUGUGCAGCUGGCAACCCACAUUGGAAAGUAAGGUUGGAAUUGGUUGAACUAGUCUACCAUUUGCUGUCUUAUUGUAACAAAUCACUGAAACAAUCCAUUGGCUACUUGCUGGAAGUUCUGGUGGGCCUCGUGGGUGAUGAGAGACCAGAGGUACAUACCAGAUGCAGUCAAGUUUUGAGAAAUGUCACUGAGCUGUGUGUGAUAUGCGAGAACAAAGAUUUUACAGAUGUGCUGUCCGAAAACUUGCAUGCGCUCACAACCGCUCUUCCAAGACUUAUGAGAACUCUGGAUGACCAGAGCAAAAUGAAAUCCUUGGGUUUAUUACUUGGCUACUUAAAGUUAUUAGGACCCAAAGUGAAUGUUGUAUUAAAUUCAACUGUUCACCUUGGCCGUCUUUCAAAAGCAUUGAUGCAAAUCCUAGAGCUGGAUGUCACUGAUGUGAGAAUUGUAGAAGAGAGACGUUUGAAUGCUGAAGCCGAUGAUCUACAGCAUCAAAUGUGCUUUUUACCUGGCUGGGAUCACUCAAAAAUGGGAGACAAGCCCUCUAUGCAGAGAAAAUACUUCAAGCAUUUUACAGAAGAAUGUGUAUUUGCACUGCUGCAGCAGACUUGCAGAGUUUUAGGUUACUAUGGCAAUCUCUAUCUGGUUGUGGAUCAUUUCAUGGACCUCUACCAAGAGUCAGUGGUAUACAGGAAACAGGCUGCUUUGGUGAUUAAUGAAAUGUUGUUGGGGGCUGCAGGGUUAGAUGUGGAUGUUCUACAUGAAAGAGAAACCCCUGUUAGUGCAGCUGAUCUUAAAGCGAUCGUGACUUCCAUUAUCGAGGAGUACACAAGCAGGGCUAACUGGCAUUUGGUAACCAAUAUUGAAUCAGAGCAUGAGACUGGCCUCAGUAUAAACCAACCAACAUUUCAGGGUUUUACUAAAGGAUUCUACAGUGAUUGCCUUCACACAAGCCAAAGUCUAACUGUUCACACUAUGAACAGUAAUAUCUGGCAAAUCUGCAUCCAACUUGAAGGAAUUGGCUCUUUUGCUCAUGUGCUAAAUAAGGAAUUUCGUCAGCUUUUAAUGACUUCUCUUUACCCAGUGAUAGAAAAAGUUGGAGCUGAAACUUUGCUUAUUAAUCAAACAGCCACAAGGACAUUAGUAGAUCUUUGCGAAGCCUGUGGCUAUGAUUCACUUAAAGAGUUGAUAAAUCUGAAUUCCGACUAUCUAGUGAAUACUAUUUCCCUCAACCUGAGAAGAUUAACUCUAAAUCCUCACACACCUCGUGUUAUUAGUGUCAUGUUUAGCUAUUCUGAUGCCGGUCUGCUGCCUUUGGUUGAUGAUGUGAUUCAGGAUGUGCUGCUGUCUCUUGAUCAUUACCACAAUGAAAAGGCUCAACUGAUUUUCAAUGUCCUCCAUUCGCUAAUGACAGCUUUAGCUCACUGGUUUCCACCUAAGCAUCUUGUUCAGAAAGAAGAGAAAGCUCACAAUAAGGCCAAUAGGUCUGCUAUCACAGCGGAAGAGAUCCAUUGCUUUUUGAAGGAAUAUCAGAAGCAGAAGAAUUUGGCUGAAGGGAAAGUUGAAGAUAUUGAUUUGGACAAAACAGAAUGUGAAAUCCCUGAUCAACUGGAACCUGACAUUGGCUCUGACCACCCUGAUGUGAAAAAGGACCUACCUGCUCAUAUCCAGAUUGCUAAAGAUGUGAUGGAGAGGUGCAUUCACCUUCUGUCAGACAAAAGCAUUAAAUUACGGCUAAAGGUAUUGGAUGUUUUGGAACUGUGUGCGGUUGUUCUCCAGAAUAAUGUAAAUGAACUACUCCCAAUGGUACACCGGGUGUGGAGUCCUUUUGUGCAGAGAUUGACCAAUGAUGAUCCCCUCGUUGUUCUCAGGGCAUUCCAGGUGCUAUGCAGGCUGGCAGACACCUGUGGUGAUUUCCUGAGAAGCAGAGUUUCGAAAAACAUUUUGCCAAAGGUGACCGAAUCUUUAGUCAGCCAAGCCCCUGUCAGUGCAAAGGCUGGGCCUAUUUAUAGCCACACACUCUCCUACAAACUACAGUUAGCUGAGCUUCAAGGCCUUGGAAAACUCUGUGAGAAACUAGAUCUUGGUGAAACCGAUCUGGAUAUGGUCGCUAGCACUUGCCUGCCAUACCUGAGCAGCAGGCAGCCAUGGAAACUCCAGGAUGCAGCUUGCAGUGUUUUUUACUGCCUAAAUGAAGUUGAUCCUGAUGCCACAUGGCUCAUUUUAAAUGAAGUUUAUUGUCCAAACACCUACAGUCCACCACAUUCCAGCCUCCCAACAAUACAACUAACUGGAAUGGGAAAACAAAGAAAUGAGUUUACUGAUAAUGUUCUUCAACUUCUGCAAGGAUUUGAAUGACUCAGAAAUUUGUGGUAGUUGGCAGUGCCAAAACCACACCCAAAGCUCCCCAUAUUCAGACUGCUAACAUCAGCCUUGGUGCAAGGAGUGUCAUAAACUGAGAAAAGGAAUAUGGCUGAAGGAAUACAAAGUUUUUGGUGUACUUCACACCAGUUUUUCUGGCUUGUUGCGAAGCAGCACCCUCAAAGGUUUGGACACAAUUACCUUUUCAACCAACAGAAAAGCCAAGAAAAUAUAGGUGACAAAAGUAUUUUGAGAGGAUUUCUGAAGCAUUCGAACAAUUACUGAAGAAAGCUAGUGUGGAUUGAAUCAAAAUAAAUUGCUAGAAAAACUCAGCAGGUCUGGCAGUAUCUGUGGAGAGGAAGCAGAGUUAACAUUUUGGAUCCAGUGACUCUUCAAACUGAUUAUUUUCUGUUUUUUUUUCCUGAUUUCCAGCAUCUGCAAUUCUUUGGUCUUUUUUGUCCAGUACAGUUUCGUUUCAAAAUCUUGUAGCUGGAUCUAUAAUGUGUUAUGAUUCCUUUCCUGGCUAUCUUCCAGCUUUCCUCCUGUGUAACUGACUGGCUACAGGGAGAACAGGGCAACCACAUGACACCAUGUUAUUUAACCAGCAGGUUGGGGUGAAAUACUCAGCUGGACUAACUAGGUUUUUUUGGGUUACUUUGCAUUCAAAAUUGAUUAAUCUUUUGCUCAUCAAGUUUGAAUGGAUAGAAUUCCUCAAAUUCUGCAACAAUUAUAGGGUGCAUUAUUUCUUAACAAUAUUGUCUAAGGACUACGAAAUAUAAUUGGAUAACUCGUACUACUGGUGUUCACGUGAUCAAUAUUAUUACACUCAAGAGAGCUUAGCAAUAAACUCACAAGUGUUUUCAACCAAAUGAAAAUCUAACUGUCUGUGAUCAACUUGCUUCUAGAAUAUCCGUUUUAGAAAUUCUGAGGGGGAAGCAAUUUGCUCCCUGACAAAUAUAGCUGAUCAAUCUUUAUGAUCAAUCUUUUCAUGGACACAGCAGUACUGGUCACUCCGGAGAGAAGUGAGACCCUCUUCUGUUCAGGUUUGUAUGUAUGUUUCCUGAUGGCAAAUCACACAAAGGUGUAUGCCAGGAGAAUGCUGCAGCUCCUCCUUCUGAUAGGAAUAGGGUAUCUUCAGCAUAUGCACUUUGUUUUUGAAAGACUGGCGAGACAAGAUCAGAUAUAAGUCCUUAAACUGCUCUAUUGCAUAGGCAGAAAAUUAGAUUAAAGGUCAUUGUGACCUAUGCUCACUUUGCUGAGUUGUGCUGCAUUCCUUGCCUAGAGAAAUGAAUUCUUGACAGAAGCCAGAGCAGGAACUUGACAACUUCAGUUCUCCACUUGCUCUUUGGGGCCUGUAACUUGAACAUCUGACACCAGCAUCUCAGGGCAUGCUCCAGGGCAGUGAAUGCAUACCAGCCACAUCCAGAGACCUAUGGCAUGCAACACAUGCCAACCAUUCCACACCGUGAUGACAAAUCCAUUUUGAGAAUGGUUCUGCACUUCAGUACUGCACUUUGGAAUGCACCAGCAUCAAGCUUAAGAGAAUUCCGAGCUAGGACUCCUAAGUACCUUUGUUUUCAGAUUUCUGAAGCCUUACCCCAUUUAAAAAAUAGCUAGUGCCUCUAUUCUUCAUACCAAAGUGCAUAACCCCACCCUUUCCCACAUUGAAUUCGAUCUGGAAUUCUUUGCCCACUCUCUUAGCCCGUACAUGUCCUUCUGCAGUCUCCAUGCUUCCUUGAUGUUACCUGUCCCUUCUGUUAUCUUUGUGUCAUCAGCAAACUUAGCAACAACAUUCUCAGGCCCUAUGUCCAGAUCAUUUAUAUAACAUGAAUAGUUGUGUUUCCAGUCCUGACUUCUGCAGUACUCCACUAGUCACGAGCUGCUAUUCCUGAAAAAGACCCCAAUAUCCCCACUCUCUGCCUUCUGCCCGUUAGUCAAUCCUCUAUCCUUGCCACUACCAUGCCCCUAACAUAAUGGGCUCUUAUUUAGCAGCCUCUUCUGUGGUACUUUGUCAAAAGUCUACUAGAAAUACAAAUGGAUCACAUUCACUGGCUCUCGUCUAAUUUGCUCAUUACCUCCUCAAAGAAUUCUGUCAGAUUUGUCAGGCAUGACCUCCCUUUAAUGAAGCCAUGCUGACUUAGCCCUAUUUUGCCAUUCACUUCCAAGUACUCUGCAACUUAAUCCCGAAUAGUGGAAUCUCACAACUUACCAACAGUUCUAAGUUUACAAAGGGACCUUGAUCAAAUGUGUCAAUAGGCUAAAAAAUGGCAGAUAUAUUUCAAUCUAGAUGAAUGUGAGGUAUUGCAUCUUGGUACAACAAACAAGGGUAGGACUGUGACAAUUAAUGAUAGGGCCUUUGUUAGAUUUUCUUUUUCUAUUCAUUUGUGGGAUGUGGGCACUGUGGGCUGGCCAGCAUUUCUUGCCCACCCCUAGUUUCCCUUGAGAAGGUGGUGGUGAGCUGCGUUCUUGAACUGCUGCAGUCCUCCUGCUGUAGGUUGACCCACGAUGCUAUUAGGGAGAGAAUUCCAGGAAUUUGACCCAGCGACAGUGAAAGAAUGGCAAAAUAUUUCCAAGUCAGGAUGGUGAGUGUCGUAGAACAGAAGGACUUAGGGGUUCAGGUACAGAAUUAUUUGAAGUUUGCACCACAUGCAGACAGAGUAGUUAAAAAGAUGUUUAGCACGCUUGCAUUCAUAGCUCAGUCCUUUGAGUACAGGAGAUGGGAAGUUAUGUUGAGCUUAGAUUCAUCUGGAGUACUGUGUCCAGCUCUGGUCACGCAGUUAUAGGAAGGAUAUUAUUGAACUGGAGAGGAUUCAGAAGAUAUUUACCAGGACGUUGUCGGGUCUGGAAGGUUUGAGUUAUAAAGACAGGUUGGAUAGGCUGAGACUUCUUUCACUGGAGCAUAGGAAGUUGAGAGGUGACCUCAUUGAGGUUUAUAAAAUCGUGAGGGAUGUAGGCAGGGUUAGUGGGAGGUGUUUUUAAUUCCCUAGGAUGGGUGAUUUCAAGACGAGGGGCACAUUUUUUAGAUGAGACAAGACAGAUUUAAAUAAGACAUGAGGUCCAAUUGUUUUUACGCAGGGUGGUUCACUUGUGAAAUGAACUUCCUAAGGAAGUGGGAAAGUGGGCACUGUUGCGACGUUUAAAAGACAUUUGGAUAAGUACUCAAAUAGAUAAGGUUUGGAGGGAUAUGGCCAGGAGUAGACAGAUGGAACUAGUUUAAUUUGGGAUAAUGUUUGGCAUAGACUGUUUGGACCUAAGAGUCUGUUUCCAUGCUGUAUGACCCUAUGACUGAGGUCAGACUAACUGGCCUAUAAUUUCAUGUCUUCUGCCUCCCUCCCUUUUUAGACAGUGGUGUUAUAUUAGCCAUUUCCUGUGCUCUGAUACCCUCACUGACUCUAGUGAUUCCUGAAAGAUCACAACCAAUGCCUCCACAACCUCCUCAGCUCUCUACUUCAAAACUCUGGGGUGUAACCCAUCUGGUCCAAGUAAUUUAUCCACCUUCGGACCUUUCAACUUCCCCAGCACCUUCUCCUUAAUGAUGGCCACAGCAUACAUCUCUGUCCUUUGACUCUCUUGGAAUUCUUAUAUACUACUGUUGUCUUCUACUGUGAUGACUGAUAUAAACAAAAUGCAAGCAUUAAAGUAUCAGUUAGAAGACAGCUACAUUGGGUACAAGGGGGAAUUGAACCCAUGACCUUGGCCUGAAUAAUACCAUACACUAAAACCAUUGAAGCUACCUGCCACCUAGUCUUAGGACUUGGUAGAGUCGAGAAGCUGCUUGGAAUGGGCAGAUCCAGAACCCCCUCCACAUAGGGCGUCAUGAGCUCAAUGUAGAGGUCACCUGUUGUGGAUCUUUCUGCCCUAUUAUAGGCAUUUUGUUUUUAACUGAGGGUUUGAGUGAACUGAAAGUGAUUGGCACAGCUAAUGUUGCUGGUAGUGGCAUCAUCCACCCAAUAUACCAAUUUGUUCUUAACUGCCAAGCGCGAGUUAGAUCUCACAGACUGUGCAGGGUGGCUUUGUACUGACAGAGCUUGGCCACGUACCAAACAGCUUUUUAAAGAUGGCACCAGCAUCAGGGAUUCCACCUUAUUCUAGGAUAUCCCAGCAGUGGCAAAUUCUUCACUACAAAUUGUGGUAGAAUCAAGCUAGCGUUGGAUGAGAGAAGCGUCAUGGGGUAGUUUGAUGGCUAAUGAGACAAGUUUGGGAUGAUAGGGUAAGAAACCUUUGCUAGACCUCAUGGAAAGAAAUCCUGUACGAAACUCAACAAAAAUGACACUGCCUAAACAUGUUAAGAUUCAGCCAAUAUUCUUGUGAUUUGAUUUAAACAGUCAAACUGGGAAAAUUGUGUAUUUGAGCUGACGUGCAAUGAACUGUCUUCUACCAAUCAAGACACUUACAAAAAGUACUCGGAUUUUUUAAAAAAAAUGCAUGGUCAUGUUCAUUUAAUGUUUGUAUUUCCUGGAAGAAAAGUGUUUUUAAUGACCUUAACCAAUUUGGCCCUGAUAGAUUACUUGUGAUCUCUAGUUCCUUAUUCAGUCUUUCAAGCUGCAACAUUUUCCAGUUCUAACACUCAGUGCUGUCUCAAGCUGACUUUUAUUCUUGAGUUUGUAGUUAAAACUGGGUGAGAAGACAUUAAGUGAGCAAUAGCUGAGGUCAUAGGUCAUAGAAUCUUUACAGUGUGGAAACAGGCUCUUCGGCCCAACAAGUCCCACCAACCCUCAGAGCAUCCCACCCAGACCCAUCCCCCUAAGCUAUCUAAUGAGGAAUAGUCUUAUAUUUGAUUUUUCAGCAUGGCUGUUGGAUAUAGGAUGCGUAUAAACACAGUUUGUGAGAAAGAAAAACUGACCUUGCCCAUCAUUUCAUUUUCUUCUUUUCCUAUCCUUCAGAAUCUUGGACCCAAAUUUUCAUUCUGCUGCAGAGCCUCUCUUUUGCAGUGAAAAUGAUGGAAGAUGUCAAAAAGUCCUGGCUGUGCCCCUGAGUCCAGCAUUUCACAUUUUUGCAGACUGAAUAUCGGACUGCCCCAAUCACACUCUUUCAUAUUUUGCAGCAGAAGUUAGCAAUUUAAAUGAUCAGCUGUCAUCAAUCAAAUCUGACUUUGGAGGCCCUAGUGUGGAGAUUAAAUCAGAUAAAAACACAUUUGUGCACGGUGUAUUGCUUUUGCAUAGGCUUCGUACCACUUUGAAGAACUGAGGUAACUAGAUGGAUAUGCUCCCAGAACACAUUCGGGCUCAAGUUCAGGCUCUUCUUUAGGAAGGGCUUCAGGGUUUCUUUAGGGAAAUGGGAGUUUCAGGUACCAUUUAGGAUUAUUACCUGUGGAGAAGAUUGUGUGUAAAAGGUGCAUAAACCCCUUGAAUCUGUGCAAUUUGCUGGUUAGUGUUAAGAUUUGUUAAGGAACAUCAGCAAAUAUAAAUGAGUAAGAAUGUUUUUCUCAAUAGAGUGUGAUCCGUAAUGUAGAACUCUUUAUAAUGUAGCUUUUUUUUUCCCCUUUAUGUUUGGCUCUUUGUGGAUAUGAGAUGAAUAAACAUGGUAGGUCAAGGGAAAAAGACUGGUGGGUAGAAGUAGGCACUCAGUUGACAUUCAGGGUAUGAGGGCUCAUUGUGGGGUGUGGGGGAAGGGUGCACAAGGUGACAGUGCCUAUAAGGGCCCAUGAGGAAUGGGUAGAGUGUCUUAAUUGGCUUGCAUUACCAUGGUCAGGCUAUUGGGGUGAGGGGAAUGAUAAGGGAUUGGAAGGUGCAGCAGCUAUUUUUAUAGUUUGGGUUUGUGGUUCUGAGAUAUUAUCUGCCUCUGCGCACACACCCUGCAAAUCAAAAUCAGAGGCCUCACUUUGCCAGCUGGGAAUCCAGACACAUGAGCAAUUGUAGCAAAUUUCAUACAGUGAUAAUCCCUCCUGAUAUGUGGCUGGGACAAAGGCACAAAGAUUACGGAGGUUUGCGAUUUACAAUCUAACCUAUCAACUUACUUGAAUUGAUAUUUUUGAUACAGUGAACUUCUCAAUUCAUAGUCCAAAUUCAGAGGUUCAUUUUUGACUGUGCAUUUGAAUAACUUUGUUUUACCACACGCAGUUCCAAGUGCCAUACUAUGAAAAGGAAAGUUGAAGCAUGAAAGGGUGCAGAAAAGAUGUACAAGGAUGACAGCAGAGUUAAUGUGUCCACGUGUGUCUUUUGAAAGUGAAGGCUGAGGGGUAUGCUAAUAAAGGUCUUUUUUUAUUAUAGGAAUAUUUGAUUGAUAGUGUUGAUAAGAGAGCAGCUUUUCCCUUCUGGAGAACAACAUAAGCUAGAAGCCAUCCAUAUAAGAUAUAGUUACCAAAAAAUCAAUAGGAAAUUCAGAAUAAAGGCGGCACGGUGGCGCAGUGGUUAGCACUGCAGCCUCACAGCGCCAGGGAACUGGGUUCAACUCCAGCCUCGGGUAACUAUCUGUGCGGAGUUUGCACAUUCUCCCCAUGUCCGUGUGGGUUUCCUCCCACGGUCCAAAGAUGUGCAGGCUAGGUGGAUUGGCCAUGCUAAAUUGCCCGUAGUCGUUAGGGGGAUGGAUCUGGGUGGGAUGUUCCAAGGGGCUGUGUAGACUUGUUGGGCCGAAGGGCCUGUUUCCACACUGUAGGGAAUCUAAGCUAAUCUAAAAUAAACUUUACUGCACGGAGAGUAGUGAGAAUAUGGACUCACUUCCACAUUGGGAGUUGAAUAAAUAGCAUGAAUGUAUUUAAGGGAAAGCCAGAUGUGAUUAGGAAGGUAAAGAUAAUAGAGAUUUAUGAUAGCUUUUGGUGAAGAAAAAUGGAAGGAGAUUCGCACUGAGCAUAAAUGCCUGCUUCUAUGGUGUGUGUGUGUGUGUGUGUGUGUGUGUGUGUGUGUGUGUGUGUGUGUGUCAGUCACAAUGUUGCUGUUACAUCAGGGUUCCAGCAUUCAGUGUUUUUGGCUACUCAAAAAUGAAAUGUUGUAUUAAGAAUUGAUUUUAUAAUCCAAAUUCCGAGGUUUACUAUAAAAUCACUUUAAAACAAAAAGAAAAUGAAUGCCUUAAGAAGUUGUCAGAUUGUUUCUAAUAAGAAUGUUCUUGAUAGUGCUGCAAAUGACGGUCAAGAAAAUAAAUAAUUAGGUAAUAAUAACUAGUAUCAAAAGAUUUAAACCUAUCAAAUAUCUUACCAUGUUAAUGGUAUAUAAAUGCAAGUUAUUGGUGUUGGGGAAUGAUUUCAAAACCUGCUUUGACCAUAUCAUCCCACCACCCCUCCUCCAGCUUAGAAAUCAAGCUGGAGCCUUUUUGAAAACAUUUUACGCAGCAGUUGUCAGAUGCUUAAGAUUUAAGUCCCUUUGUGCUGAAAUAUUACUAUUCUAUUUCCACUUGAGUAUUUAACGUUUUUGGUUAGUGAAACAAGUGUAAACCCUCAUAUGAUUUCCAUGGAGGUUGUAAACUUAAGUGAACUUGAACCCUUUAGCUUCAAAUUAAGAAAUGAUGAGAUGUUGUCCAGCUCUUGGCUGUAAAUUAAUGUUCUCUGCUGGGGAAGAUUUGCUGGAUCCACAUUAUUUAGAUUAAUGGAGGGACAUUGCAGCAUGCACUGCCAUCAGAGAUAAAUGUGUGACAUUAGAAAGUCACAGUCAUUCAGAAUAAUGACUGUAAUAAACUCAUUACUGCACAAAUCCGGGCAUUAUCCUCUGAGGUAUAUUACAGUAUCUUCAUACAAUGUCAGUAAAACAAAAGUUGUGCGAUUAUCCAGUGAUAUUAUAAUGACUAAAGUAGGCAUUAAUGCCGGUUUGCAGCUGUUUUAAUGUGAUUACAUUCUUAUGAGUUGAUAAGUAAUCCAGAAUCUUAGAUAUGCAGAAUGCACUUGCAAAUAAUCAUUAUCCAGCUUGCCAAUAUUAAUUGGACUUUUACAUGGAUUAAAAAAUCCAAAGCUAUAUUUGAAAAAGAAAAAUGAAGACCUGGAUGAGGGGAAUUGAGAGCAUGUGGAUCUCCUUUUUCCUCUAAGUUAUUUAUUUAAUUGCAGAUGCUUUCUGACUGCUUACUUGAGUAGUUUGGUUACAGUAAUAUUACUAGUCCUUUUAUACACUGCAGCUCAAUUAAAAUAAAUCACAUUGAAUUACAAUGAACACAUUCUUUAAAUGUUCAAAUGAGCCCAUACUCCCAUGUAGUAUCAUUCAUUUAAAUUGGAUACUUAUCCAGGGUUGACAUAUUUAAAAAAGCUAAAUGACUUACUGACACUGUAAUUAUGAAGGCACAAAUGCAGCAGACUCCUUACUGCUUAAUUUGAUUACAUUUUACUAAUAUUUUCCAUAUUAUUUGUGGCUUCAGCAUAGUUUCAGUUAAUAUCUUCCAUCUAAACAAGUUUCUGCGCUUGUUUGGUAUGAUGACUAAAUGGAGCAUUUUGCGGUUUUUGGAAUGCUGUUCCCUCAUCGAAAGGGUACUAAGCAAACGUUACUUAGUAAUACUUAUGACAUCUCCCAUCACUUUACCAAUGAGACUAAAUUGAUGGGUGGCAGUUGGCUGGGAUGAAUUUGUCUUACUUUUUGUGUAGAAGACAUACGUGGGCAAUUUUUUCACAUUUCACAUUGUUGAGGCAAUGCUGGAACUGUACUGGAAUAACUUGGUUUGGGGGUGUGGCCUGUUCUGAAGCACGUCUUCCGUAUUAUUGCUGGAAUGUUGCCAAGGCUGGUAGCUUUUGCUGUACCAGUGCUUCUGUUGUUUCUUGGCAGCAUGUUUGAAUUGAAUUGGUUGAAGACUGGCAUCUGUGAUGCUGGGGACUUCUGGCCAUGAAUGAGAUGGAUCAUCCACUCUGCAUUUCUGGCUGAAGAUUAGUGCAAAUGCUUCUGCCUAAUCUUUUGCACUGAUGUGCUGAGCUGUCUGAGGACUAAGGUAUUUGUCGAGUCUUCCCCACCCAUGAGUUGUUUAGUUGUCCACCUUCUAGAUCAUUACAACUUGCUAUGUGGAAAAAGCUGCUCAACAUGUUCCUCAUCCACGCUACACAUGCACAUGUGUGUGUAUAUCUUUAUAAGCAAUAUGUGCCUGUACAUACAUAUAAGUGGGCAUAUUUGUAUGGUGCUAAAAUUAUCAGCUUGCUUAAAUUUCAGCAAAUGUUUCAACUAUGUUAAAGCAACAUAUGGAACUCUGCUACAAAAGAUGGGUGAGACAAGUAGCUUAUAUCCUUUUGCAAGUAAACUGGAUGAAUACGUGAGAGAAAAAGGACAUCAAUGGCAGCAAUUUGAAAGAGGGCUGUGAAUGGAUAAAGAGGUAGAACCCCAGGUAAGCAAACAAAAAGCCUGGUUUGACUUGGCAUUGACAUAUACUGCGACUAGAGUACUGCAUGCAUCUAUCUUCUCCCUAACAUUGCACCCCCUCUCCUGGAUCAGUGCUUCUUUUGGCGCAAGCCCUGCGACUCUAUAGGCUAGGAGAUUUAAGUCACUGCAUUGGAGCCAUUGCAGAUCAGAAAGGAUUUUUUGGGAAUAAAGGACCAGCAAAAUUAGCAAAAUUUUUUGACCUGUGCUUUCCAGAAGCAGAGAAAAAACGAGAUAUCAAAGAUGGCUCUGACGAUAGAUUAUGACUACUGGAGAUCGGAGCUUCCAAGAACCAUGCAUUUCCUUUACCGUUCUCUUCAACACACUAUUGAUACCUUGUCCAGGAAAUGAUUUGGACUACACAACUGCAUCACCAAUUUUGACAUACCUAUUGGAGGCACAAAUUCUGAGGAGGGAGCAUGAACGUAGAACAGUGCAGGCCCUUCGGCCAACCUAUUAUCCUACUGAGAUCAAUCUACCCUGCAUUUCCUACAUUUUACUAUCCUCCAUGUGCCUAUCCAAGAGUCGCUUAAAAGUCUCUAAAGUAUGUGACUCCACUACCAUUGCUGGCAGUGCAUUCCACACACCCACCACUCUCUGUGUGAAGAAUCUAUCUCUGACAUCUCUGACUUCCUCCAACCACCUUAAACUUAUCCCCUCUCGUAAUAGUCAUUUCUGCCCUGGGUCACUGACUAUCCACUCUAUCUAUGCCUCUCGUCAUCUUGUACAUCUCUAACAAGCCACCUUUCAUCCAUCUUUGCUCCAACGAAAAAAGCUCUCGCUCCCUCAACAUUUCUAAUUAAGACCUGUCCUCCAGUCCAGACAGAAUCGUGGUAAAUCUCCUCUGCAUCCUCUCUAAAGCUUCCACAACCUUCCCAUAAUGAGGUGACCACAACUGAACACAAUAUUCCAUAUGUGGUCUAACUAGAGUUUUAUAGAGGUGCAGCAUAACCUCCUGGCUCUUAAACUCAAUUCCCUGAUGAAAACCAACACACCAUACGCCAUCUUUACACCUCUAUAAACUUAGGUGGCAACUUUAACGGAUCUAUGGACGUGGACCCCAAGAUCCCUCUGUUCUUCCACACUACCAUUAACCCUGUAUUCUGCAUUCAAAUUCAACCUUCCAAAAUGAAUCACUUCACAGUUAUCUGGGUUGAAUUCCAUCUGCCACUUCUUUCGCCAGCUCUGCAUCCUGCCAAUGUCCCAUUGCAAACUACGCAGCCGUCCAUUGUACCCAUAACUCCACCAACCUUCGUAUCAUCGGCAAACUACUAACCCACCCUUCUAUUUCUUCAUCUAAGUCAUUUAUAAAGAUCACAAAGAGCAGAGGCCCCAGAACAGAUGUCUGCGGAACACCACUGGUCACCGAGCUCCCGGCUGAAUACUUUACUUCUACUUGCACGAGGGGGCAUAGCUUUAAAUUGAGGGGUGAAAGAUAUAGGACAGAUGUCAGAGGUAGUUUCUUUACUCAGAGAGUAGUAAGGGAAUGGAACGCUUUGCCUGCAACGGUAGUAGAUUUGCCAACUUUAAGUUGUCAUUGGACAAGCAAAUGGAAGCACAUGGAAUAGUGUAGGUUAGAUGGGCUUCAGAUUGGUAUGGCAGGUCAGCAGAACAUCGAAGGCCGAAGGGCCUGUACUGUGCUGUAACGUUCUAUGUUCUAUAUGUUCCACCCUUUGUCUUCUAUUGGACAGACAGUUUUGUAUCCAGGCAGCCAAAUUUCCCUGAAUCCCAUGUCUGCUUACAUUCUGAAUGAGCCUACCAUGUGGAAUCUUGUCAAAUAUCUUGCUAAAAUCCAUGUACACCACAUCCACUGCUGUACCUUCAUCAGUGUGAAGAUUUAAGGCUUGUUUUUCUACCUAUGUUUACUCUCUCUUUUGGAAGUGAAGUCAGUACUGCACUGUGGUGACAUUUGCUCUUAUAUUGCAAUUCUUUUUGUUGUUUAUGUAAUUGUAUCCACAAUGAAUUCUAUUGAAGACGAUAAAACUACAUUGAUUAUUGAAAGGUGCUGAAAUGUUGAGGUGAUGUAUAUAAAUGGAGACGAGACUUGUGAAGUAUCAACGCUAGCAGACUAGUUGGGUUCUGUGGUCUGUUUUGGUGCUGUACAGUUUAUGUAAACUCAUUAAUGCUUUUGCUAAUUACAUUAAAACUGCCCUAUUGUUUCUGAUACUCCUGCUAAUGGAAACAGUUUCUCCUAAUUUAGUCAAUCAAUAUCCUUUGUAAUGUUGAAUAUUACUAUUAAAUUUAAAUCCUGUUUUUCUGGUU
Stegostoma tigrinum is the source of this 15126-nucleotide messenger RNA. RefSeq names its product TELO2 interacting protein 1 (gene tti1). Gene Ontology annotation, biological process: chromatin remodeling. The transcript is spliced from 8 exons. Gene Ontology annotation, cellular component: cytoplasm. Bases 353 to 3607 code for a protein of 1084 amino acids. The record is from RefSeq and is a predicted model, not a curated record. Lineage: Eukaryota; Metazoa; Chordata; Chondrichthyes; Orectolobiformes; Stegostomatidae.